GAAUAUUUAAUUGACAUUUCUUAUUUGACAGCAGCAUGCUUGUGUUAUUUGUAUUCAAAAUAAUAUAAGAAAUUCUAUUUUACUUCGAUUAAUUUAUAAAAUUUGUCCACAAAAUGUCUGAAUUGGUGGUCAAAAAUCCAUCGAUGCUCAUUGCACGGGCAUCGAAAGCUUGGAAGUUUUUACACGGCACGAUAAAUGUGUACAAGCCAUCCGGCAUGUUGACGACAACCUUGAUAAAUGCAAUCAAGCGAAAUCUUUGCGAUGACUUAAACUCGAUGCAAUUGGAUGAGCCGAAGCCGCUGGUGCAAAUCGAGAGUGCGGACAAUAAAAACUAUUCCGUUCAAUUAGUGCCAAAUUUAGGUCAAGAUAUUUUAGCCACUGGACCUCGGUACACACAGGAUAUGUUGAAAAUAUUUGCGGCCGAUCAUCUUGGAGUUCACACAAGCGGCGUUAUGGUUUUAGGUAUUAAUAAAGGUGUGCGAUUCGCAAAUCUGCUGAAAAAUGGAGCGCCAAUCCAAACAUUCCACGUGACCGGCAAGUUUGGGAAAGCGACAGAGACCAAUUUCCAAGGAGAUCGCUGCACUUUGAGAGGAGGCUAUAAGCAUGUUACAUCUGGACGGCUACAGGCAUUAUUGUCAUCGUUGCAAACAACGUAUCAAAAGCAAAUGUACGAAAUGAGUGGAUUGGACAUUCAAUCGCAAUCAGCUUAUGAACUAGCAUGCAAAGGACUCAUUCGACCGCUUAACACCAAGAACACCGUCAUUUAUGGCAUACGGAAUACGGAAUUCACGGGGAAAACAUUCACAAUUGAAGUGCAAACAAUGAACGCAUCGGAAGAAAUGUUAGCCAGCUUAGUUUUAGAUGUUGCCGUUCAACUGAAAACGGUUGCCCAUUGUACCAAAAUAAGAUGCACACGUUAUGGGUAUUUUUCAUUCGAAGAUUCACUGUUGCGCAGCCACUGGAAUCUACAGAAUGUUCUGAAAAGUAUGCAUCAAUGCCAGAGAAUUUGGAAUGAACAUCCACAAAUGGUCAGUGAGGAUGUGGCAACACCGGUCGGCUAUGAAGAAGUCAUGAAUAAAGCAUAUCGUAAACCAUCCAAAUAGUAACAUAGUUCUAAUUGUAACAUAGUCUCAAAAUAAACCACUUUUCUAAAAAAAAUACAAAUAAGUCAUAUAUUCAUAUCGGAAGUUAUUUUUGUGUUCUUCUCAAAUAUGAUAUAAAAAACAACAGUUACCCUUCAAAGUUUUGCAGAAAAUGAGUCUUUUUGUUCAAUUGUUACAAUUUGGAUGGUUUACGAUAGACUUAGUUCAAUGUGUAAUUAGACUCAAGUUGUUUUUAGAUGUCAUUGAAAAUUGUACUAAAUUCCUGAGAGGAAAUGUGUUUCUUUAUUUUUCAAUGGUUUUUGGAAUAAAAGACGAUCGAAUUGAACUACGUUAAA
This is a messenger RNA of Sitodiplosis mosellana (orange wheat blossom midge), 1438 nucleotides long. Its product is annotated as pseudouridylate synthase TRUB2, mitochondrial. The record is from RefSeq and is a predicted model, not a curated record. Gene Ontology annotation, biological process: pseudouridine synthesis; RNA processing. The coding region runs from base 114 to 1103 and encodes 329 amino acids. Gene Ontology annotation, molecular function: pseudouridine synthase activity; RNA binding. Lineage: Eukaryota; Metazoa; Arthropoda; Insecta; Diptera; Cecidomyiidae. The transcript is spliced from 3 exons.